AUGGGCAGAGGAGAGUAUUACAAGAACAGAUAUGGUAGAGGAAGCCGAGGGGGACGUGGUCAACGAUCUAACAACUCACAUCAUUGCAGGGAUGAAUGUGGAGAUGACAAAGAUAAUCAUGCUCAUCCUAACAAAAGAGAAAACAAAUUCUCCAACAGACAAGAGUUAAAAUACAUACUGUUGGAUUUGGAUAGAAAACCCUACAACUUUUACAAGGAUCUCUACGGGUUUACCUUUGAUUUUGAAAGGAUCUUCAGUCUUAAGUUCGAUCAUGUGCAAGGAGAUCCAUACGCCUCUCCCUCUAGAAUAUGUGUCACUCUUCCCCUCCAAAAUAGUAGGUUCCCAGAUUGGUCAUGGUCAAACAGUACUCGCACAGUUGCCCUUGCUGACUACAUUUGUCGCAGGACUGUGGGUGCUAUAUCUGAUCAGAAGGCUGACUACAAAGCACGGGGUUCGUGGCAUGAUGGCAAGGGUGGAGAGCUGAGGAUAGAACACCCCUCUCAAAACAUGUUAUUACGAACAUCAGUCGAGGUAAAGGAAGAGAACAUUCUGCUCAGGUUCUGUGUUGGACUCCCGGCUAAAGGGAGGAAUAUCUGCGGACACUGGGCUGCUGAUAUCUGUACAAACACUGUGCACAAUAUUGUCAUUAGGGCUUGCUGUGGAGAGUCAACAGACAAAACAGAAUUACAGAAUUGGGUGGAGAGUUACGAGGACCAGGAAGCCCUCCGCAAGCAACUGAGCGCUGCUCAACUCAUUGCCUUCGUACCGGACGGUGCAAUUCUGCCGCGCUCUGCUGGUCACCUUGACACUCCUCAUAGUGGCAGAGGUGUUGUCUCCUUUCAGUCUCCUCCUUCUCUUAAAGUUACUCUCAAAUGCCCUAACAAAGGGAGCAUCACUGGAAUGGGAAUAAAACCUGGGGUUACUCUAAUUGCUGGUGGUGGUUUCCAUGGUAAAACAACUUUACUCUCAGCUUUAAAGCUGGGAAUAUACUCCAAGAUACCUGGUGACGGCAGAGAGUACCUUGUGACAACACCCUCGGCUACCAAGAUAAGAGCUGAGGAUGGGCGGCAAAUAACAGGGGUCGACAUCUCCAACUUUAUAAACAACUUGCCUCAGAAAAAGGACACUUCUAAGUUUUACAGUUGUGAUGCAAGCGGCAGUACCUCUCAAGCAGCUGCUAUCAUGGAAUAUCUUGAACUAGGAGGAAACUGUCUGAUGAUUGACGAGGACACUGCAGCCACCAACUUCAUGAUAAGAGAUGACAAGAUGCAGAUGUUACUGAGUGCAGAUAAGGAGCCUAUCAAACCUUAUCUCUACAGAGCUAGGGAAUUGCACGACAAGAUGGGAGUAAGCAGUAUAUUGGUGGUGGGAGGGGCUGGAGACUAUCUGGAUGUAGCGGAUACUGUCCUCCUACUGGAUAACUACACUGUGGUUGAUGUGACUAGUAGAGCUAAGGAGAUAGCUGCUAGCCACCCCGCUCACAUUCCCUCUCUUCCGCCUAUGAUAUUCUUGAAAGUUGCAUUUUGA
Molecule: messenger RNA, 1527 nt
Organism: Bolinopsis microptera
Lineage: Eukaryota; Metazoa; Ctenophora; Tentaculata; Lobata; Bolinopsidae
Exons: 12
Coding region: 1-1527 (508 amino acids)
Source: RefSeq, a predicted model, not a curated record